Rhopilema esculentum is the source of this 2662-nucleotide messenger RNA. Its product is annotated as ankyrin repeat domain-containing protein 16. The record is from RefSeq and is a predicted model, not a curated record. Gene Ontology annotation, molecular function: protein binding. Lineage: Eukaryota; Metazoa; Cnidaria; Scyphozoa; Rhizostomeae; Rhizostomatidae.
CGAAGAAUUUGAAAUGGAGAAAAGUUUAGUUCAGAAUGUUUCUCUGCUGAAAUAUCGUAUUUUUCAAUUAUGAUGUCCCUAAAGCUUGGUAAAAUCUACAGUCAUAUUAUGAAGGACAGCAAGGCUACAGCAGCGAGCUAAUUUUGGAAGGAUGAUUUAAACAACCUUAAAGCAAAGUCAUUCAGAGGAUGUCGACAAGCUACAAGAUUGAUAAAGAAAAAUAUGCCAAAAUACCAAUGCUGAAAUUGGCUGUGGAAGGCAAUCUACAGGAAAUAAAAGCAUUAAUCAGUUCAUCACAAAAAUAUGAAGUUAACUAUACACACAAAAAAUCAGGAGAUACACCAUUGAAAUUGGCAUCAAGAUAUGGCCAUCACAACCUAGUUAUGUAUUUGUUAGAGGAAUUUGCUGAUGUUGAGCACCGCGACUUUGAUGGGAAAACUGCUCUUCAUGAUGCUGCUCAGAAUGGGAAUUCAAAGUGUGUGGAAGUUCUGCUUAAGUUUGGAGCAGAUGUUGAUGCUUUAAAAAGAGCUGAUUGGACACCUCUUAUGCUGGCUUGCAGUAAGUGCCACACAGAUGUCAUUGCAAAGCUACUGGAAUGGGGUGCUGAUGUCACAAGGCUUAACAAGGAUGGGUGGAAUGCAUUUCAUAUUGCUGCAAGAGAUGGAACCACAGUCAUUUUAUCAAUGCUGUUACAAAUCAAUGCAGAUGUUUGGAACACUUCAAGCAAAAAUAAAAGGACUCCAUUACACACAGCUGCCAUGCAUGGAAAGUAUGAAAAUGUGGAAUUCCUUGUGCACAAGUGUAAAUAUGAAAGGGACAUGAAAGAUUCUUGUGGAACAACUCCUUUAAUGGAUGCAUUGAGAUUUGGGCACGCCAGUAUUGCAGCUUUUCUCAUUAGAGAGCACAAGGCUGAUGUUCGAGAAAGAGAUAAUCUGGGGCGCAUUGUGCUACAUCUUACAGCACAGGCUGGCCAACUGGUAUCGAGUGAAUAUCUUAUAACAGAACAAGGUUUAGACGUGAACGCAAAGACAACUUCAAAUGGAAUGACUCCGUUGCACUUUGCAGCCAAGGAAGGCCAUCUAGAGCUGCUGCGGAGUCUUAUAAGCCAUGGAGGAGACCCUCGAGCUGUUGACAGCAAAGGUAGAAGCGCCCUGCAUCUUGCCGCUGCUGCUGGGAAGGCAGACAUUGUGAAGGAGCUUAUCUUCACCCAACACGUUAAAGACCAUCCAGACAUACACGGUGUUACAGCCAGAGAAUUCGCCAUAAAAGAUGACGUCAAAGCUAUUUUCAAUUAAGAUUACUAACAUCUCAUGCAGCACAAAGAAUCAAUACAAGAAUAUUUGAGAAAAAUAAAUCUAAUAUCAAGGCAAACAAUUUCUGAACUUUGUAUUGCUGCUCUAUAAAGGUAUAAAUAUAAAAUAUCUAUGAAAAAUAUCUAUAUUAAACUAAAUAUCAACAUACAGUUUGUAGAAAAAUAUAUUAAUAUAUGGUUAUGUACUGGCCCUGUCAGUGACCUAGAUCUGUAAUACGUAUAGCUUUGCAAAGUUCUCUUUGUUCAAUUCCUGCAAAAUCCGCCCUCGCUGAGUCUUUAAAGUUGCUCCAUUAGAUUUCUGGUGUCUUCACAACACUGAAUAGGCUAUCUUGACGGCUCCGGCCAUCAAGGUCUUCGCUUGACAAAGCAUGUACUGUGUCUGUCCAGAAUGGACUCAUUUUCCUGAAAAAGCAGAAUUCUUAGUGUGAGAAAGCUUGAAUGAAGAAAUGACGCUGAAGCCUUCUGCAUGAAAAUGUUUGUAUAUGGAAAUGCUGAGUAGGCAUGGUGGGUGCAGUAUGAAACAGUGGAUGAAAGAUCGGCCUAUUUAUAGAGUACGUAAGUCACGUGGUGCUGCGAAGAUAUCCACAGAUAGGAAUAUAUCAUAUCCAACUUCACAGAAUGAUAAAGAUGUAAAUAUAAGGCUCUCAGGCAAAGUCACUGAAAGAGAAUGUCACAAGGCAAAUAAAAAGAUCAGUUGGCUAGGAGUUCCAUGAAACGAAAUUCUGGAAUAUUUUCCCAAAAAAUAUGACGGCAGAUAAGUGUUAAUUUAUAAUAACUUUCUGACUUUCCAUUUCCGUUUGAUAUUCGACUACUUCACCUGUGUUUAAAUCUAAAGAAAUUAUAUAGUUUCCAAAUAGGUUUGGGCCCUGUUGUAGAUUUAUUUCAAGUUUCUAUAUCAUUUAAAUUUGGUUCUGUUGUUAAUUCUGGGAAUUGAAAAAAAGAGCGAUGUUGUAUCCCAAGAAUAAAACCUGAUUUCUGAAUAAACUUACAAUUUAAUUUGCUCCUUGAUACAAUUUUGGCCUUAAAUACAGCUAUCAUAAUAAAAUAAGGAAAUCACGCGAAAUCUAGUCGAAGGAGAGUGUAAAAUUUGUCACAGUUUUUUCCAUAGAUACUUUGAUUGGCGGGCAAUGUAACCAUUCAUAUUCUAAAAUUGUCCCUUGCUGGUCUACUAUAAUAUUUUCUGUUUGUGAGACUAAAAGCAUCUACCUUGAUUGUAACCAUUGCCGUUUUCUCUGACUUGAUUUCCUCCGUUUCUUCACAGUAGAAUCUUGAUCAUCAUAAACAUCAUCCUUGCCACCUUUUUGUUUCCUUUGAUCUGCUUGGGGUAUCAAGUUAAGAGCAUAUCCAAAG